Molecule: messenger RNA, 3077 nt
Organism: Homalodisca vitripennis (glassy-winged sharpshooter)
Lineage: Eukaryota; Metazoa; Arthropoda; Insecta; Hemiptera; Cicadellidae
Product: S-adenosylmethionine decarboxylase proenzyme-like
Exons: 8
Coding region: 84-1100 (338 amino acids)
Biological process (GO): spermine biosynthetic process; spermidine biosynthetic process
Cellular component (GO): cytosol
Molecular function (GO): adenosylmethionine decarboxylase activity
Source: RefSeq, a predicted model, not a curated record
GCAGACGAUCGCUCGCUCAGUUGGUUUUGAAACGGUAUAGGAAGUUGUUGAUUUUGAAGUAGGAAUCUGCGGUCAGGAGGAGGAUGGCUAGCUCCGAGGUGAACGAUAGCGUUCAAUAUUUCGAGGGAGUAGAGAAAUUGCUGGAGAUCUGGUUUACGAAGACAGAUGGAAAUGAUAAACACUGCGAUCUUCGCAAAAUCCCAAGGCAGCAACUGGAGUCCCUACUCAAGAUCGUACGCUGUGAGGUGAUCAGCUUCUCCAGUAACGAUCAAGUGGACGCCUAUGUUUUAAGUGAAAGCAGCUUGUUUGUGGCCCGUCGCCGCUUCAUCCUGAAGACGUGUGGAACGACCACACCAUUGCAGUGUCUGACGCCGCUCAUGCUGCUAGUGGAAAACUAUGCAGGAUUUGACCAAGUUGAGGAUGUUUUUUAUUCACGCAAAAACUUUAAACGCCCUGAUCUACAGAAAAAUCCCCAUCGUAGUUUUGAAAAGGAAGUUGCUCUUUUGGAUUCGUUUUUCGCUAAUGGUGGGACAGCAUAUUGCUUGGGCUCACCAGCACGAGACUGCUGGUAUCUCUACACCUUGAACCCUCCUAAUCCCCAUCCUCCCCAGCCUGACCAGACGCUGGAGGUGCUCAUGACCGAUCUGGACCCUCAGGUCAUGAAGAUCUUCACUCAGGAGGGCUCCUCCUCCGCCGCAGACGCUACUCAGAAAUCUGGUAUUGAUUUGAUCAUUCCGCAGAUGGCAAUAGACGAUUAUUUGUUUGAGCCAUGUGGCUAUUCAAUGAACGGGAUUGCCAAAAAUGGCUGCUAUAUGACAAUCCACAUCACUCCAGAGAAGGACUUCUCUUACGUCAGUUUCGAGACCAACAUGCCCCAGGCCUCGUACCAGCAGUUGAUAGAACGUGUGGUGAACACGUUCCGCCCUGGCAAAGUGGUCAUAACAGUAUUUGCCAACAAGGAAUCGGUGGCCGCAGAGUUUCCCAAGGCCGUGCAACAGAUGGCUACGGUGGGAGAGGAGUUGCGUCGCCACGACUUGCAGUAUUGUCGUCUCCACAACUACGAUCUCACCUUCGCUUUCUACUCCAAGUUCCCGAGCUGAGGGUUUGUGCCGGCCCGCGGCCCCCUCCAGGCCCGGACCCCCACCCCCCUCCCCUCCACUUGCCGGUCCGCCAUCCCUAGUCCUUUCGCGAGCCUCCUCUUUGCUUGGUGGCAAUACAAAAUCUCCUGAAUGAACCUGAAAGCUUUAGAUAUCUUAAGGAAUGGUCACUUUUGCUGGGAACACUUAUGACGUUUAAGUUGUUUUAAUUAUCGUUGAGUUUUCUGCUGAUACCCUUGUUUCGUCUGUUUGGUUCACCUAUGAGGGUGUCGCUGUCAGAAGUCAACACAAGCUUCACGUCAGAACUGCAACUUCCUGUCAAACAUUUCUGUCUUAACGAUACAAAUAUAUUUUGUAGCUCAUCAAGAGUAUAAUUUUAGUAAUAUAUUUAAUUUAAAGCAUUACUCAAAAAAUGUAUAAUUUGUUUUUCUAAGAAACUAAAUCCAAAACAUAAUAAUAAUAGUAAAUUGUAAGUCUCAUUAAUGUAAUAUUAUUAUAAAUAUGAUGAUAAAAAAAGUUUGAGUCAAAAUUAAAAUGAAACAACCAUGCCUGAAACAAAUCUUGAGUUCUGAAUCGUGAUGUUUUCCAUCACUUAAAUCAAAAGCCGUUGAAAACUUAGGGCUUUUACGUUUGGAUUGUCAUUUAAACUAUUAUUACUUUAACAGUAGUAAUACUGAGAUUUGGGCCAUGUUUUACCUUCGAGACAAGACAGGUAGUGACUAAGUUGCUCUAUAUUAGAGUGAGAUUUGUCUGUUAGCAGACUGUCAUGUCACUGGGGCACAAUUUGCCAGUAACCCACCUUUAGUUUGUGUUAGAUGAGUAUUUGUUAACUCACAAACCAUCAUGUGCAAUAUUCAGUCAGUAGUUGUGAUUCUAUUUUAAAAUUAUUUUGUCGUAGAAUUGUCUCAAUUUUUUUAUUUUUAGCUAUUACAAUGGUUUCUCUUUAAAUUUAUUCCAGACUGAAUAUAGCACAUAGUAGAGUGUGUGCCAUUCAUCAGUGCAUUUCGUUCAGUUCAUGGUGCUAAGUUCCACUCAAAACCAUUUCAAAGUCCGCAUUGAGCAGAUGUUGUGACUGUCUCAGUGCUUUAGAAUAAGGUACAGUGACAAAGUUUGUUAAAGUUUUUGUGCUGGUGUGAAUGCAGCGUUUAUUGAAACUUUAAAACCCCCAAAUUUAUUGGAUCCUCUACGGGCUUGAUUAAUCUUUUUUUUUCAAAAUUCAGCUAUUAAGUUAGUCAUAUUCCGAUUCAUUAAAUCUCUUGGAUAACGUGUAAUCUAAAUCAAACCCGUGUGAGAUCCAGUUUUUGUAUCUAAACGGAAUCAAUAAGUGAACUCGAUUUGAACGAGUCGUUCCAAAUUAUUGUGGUCCAACGAUUGUUAUCAAGUGCUGCAUCCAUUCCUGUGGUAGAUCUGUGAUGUUGAUAACUAAGGCUGUCACUUUGUGUUUGUAUUAGUUAUAGUUUAGGAUAUUCUAUUGACUUUUUACUUUGUUUAGUGAGGUUUUUGUGCCCAAGCAAAGAGAAGAAUCUGUUGUCUUCCUGUUUGUGCACACUAGUGUUGAUUUGUAGUUUUUAUACAUUUACAACCAGUAUUCUUGUUUUAUUUUCUGAUUAGUUAUUUUAUCUUGUUUUUUACUUUGCAAAGUUUAUACGGUUUUACUUUUAGAUAGACAAUUAUCGCGAUACGACUAGGUACAUGGCAACUGGUAAGACUGUCAGCCUGAUUUAUUGUAAUCCUUAGUAGUUUUUUUAGAUUUGUGUCGGAUUGUUAUUAAUUUCCUAUAUUUGUGUUUAAUGUAAGUUCGUGGAGGAGGAUCAUGUUUGAGUUUUUCUUGUUCAAGUGUUGUUCAUACAGGGUCUUGAAGUGAUUGGAUAUACUAUACAGUACAUGUUGUAGCCACCUCUGUCUAGAGCACCUAUUGUAACAGCUGUUCAUCCCCUGUCCGCACUAUAUACAAAUUAUCAAUAAAUAUAUGGUAUAGCA